Amaranthus tricolor (Joseph's coat) is the source of this 1529-nucleotide messenger RNA. Its product is annotated as expansin-A10-like. The transcript is spliced from 3 exons. Gene Ontology annotation, biological process: plant-type cell wall organization. Gene Ontology annotation, cellular component: extracellular region. Lineage: Eukaryota; Viridiplantae; Streptophyta; Magnoliopsida; Caryophyllales; Amaranthaceae. Bases 107 to 874 code for a protein of 255 amino acids. The record is from RefSeq and is a predicted model, not a curated record.
UUUUGCUCACCUUGCUUCCCACUUCCCACUUCCCAACCCCUCUUUAGUCUUUAGUCCUUCCACCCCUUUUUCUCCUCCUUCCAACCUUAAUUCUCUCUCCUUAACCAUGUCUCACGUUCUCCUCCUUCUCACCAUAAUCUCUCUCCUCUCUUUCUCUUCCUUCGCUCGCCACGGUCACGGUGGCGGUCACAUUGCCGGUGCUUGGACUGACGCUCAUGCCACCUUCUAUGGCGGCGGCGACGCUUCUGGAACCAUGGGAGGAGCAUGUGGAUAUGGAAAUUUAUACAGCCAAGGGUACGGUACGAGUACGGCAGCGUUGAGCACUGCUCUGUUCAACAAUGGUUUGAGCUGUGGUGCAUGUUUCGAAAUGCGGUGCGUGAAUGACGCGAGAUGGUGUUUGCCUGGUUCAAUUAUAGUCACAGCUACUAAUUUCUGUCCACCGAACAAUGCCUUACCUAAUAACGCAGGAGGAUGGUGCAACCCUCCAUUGAAACACUUUGACCUUGCUCAACCUGUUUUUCAACAGAUUGCUCAAUACAAAGCUGGAAUUGUCCCUGUUUCGUUCAGAAGGGUACCAUGCAGGAAAAAGGGUGGAAUUAGAUUCACAAUCAACGGCCAUUCUUACUUCAAUUUGGUAUUAAUCACCAACGUUGGAGGUGCAGGUGAUGUACAUGCAGUCUCAAUCAAAGGGUCCAGAACUAAUUGGCAACCCAUGUCUAGAAACUGGGGUCAAAAUUGGCAAAGCAACUCUUACCUCAAUGGCCAAACCCUAUCUUUUAAGAUUACCGCCAGUGACGGCCGCACCGUCACUGCUCUUAACGUGGCUCCUCCUAACUGGUCCUUUGGUCAGACUUACACGGGUGGCCAAUUUUAAACAAUCACCACUGUCUGUCACCAUAAUUUUACAAAAUGAGUCAUAGGGGUAAUUUUAGUUUUUAUUUUUUUAUAGGGGUCCAAUGGUAAGGGUUAAUUUUAGAGUAAUCUUUAUCAUUUUAUCAUAUUAUUAUUAUUAUUAUUAUAUAUCAGUACUGAAUUAAAAUAUAUGAUGUGGGCUUUUUAUUUCAUUUAGCCCAUACAAAUAUCAUUAUACUUCAAUUCAGUUAUGGGUUAAAGGGUAAUUGGGUUAUUUUAAGUUUGUGUCCUGAUAUUAUUAUGGGAUACAAUAUAUAUAUAUAUGUAGGCAGGGGUGGGUCUUUUACCACCCGCCAUUAAAAUAUGGGUAUUUUAGAAAUUGUGAGGUCUUUUUCUUUUAUUUUUUUUAUUUUCGAGGAAUAUUUUAGAUUUUAGAUGUUUCUAAUUUGAGUUUAGUAGUUUGUUGUUUGAGCAAAAUGAAGUGUAAUUGGGAUUGGGACUGAUUUUGAAUCAGUUAUAAUUAUGUAAUUUGGACCUGCUAAGUAGUAUGUUUCAAAUUUUAAAUAUAAUGUUGAGAUGUUGGUAGUUCUUCAAAUUUGAAGCCAUUCGGCUGAUUCCUUUAAUUUUUCUCAUCUCUCUACAAAAGGUUCACAUGAACUCGAUCAAAAUUAUUUUAU